CCUGGCGCCUGUGUCGUCACUUGAGCGCAAUCGUUCUACUUGCUUAUCUCUUGUCUCUUUUGUUCCGACUUCCUCAUCAUCGGCUCUGUCCCGCGCGAACAUGAAUACUGCGGUGUCUUUGUUUGUGACCGCGCUCCUGGUAAGCACCACGCUCGCCAUGGCCGGUCCAGGCACAUUUCUAGUGCAUCUGGUCUUUCCUCGAAAUGGAACUUGGGCGCCGACGGACAACACGCCGAUAUUGUUUGCCUUGCAAAAUCCUCAACUUGCUGCUUCGCUGGGAUUGACCUCGAUCCGCUGGAGCCUCUCCCGGAAAGACAUUGCCAACUUCACCAUAUAUUCGAACGAUUUGAAAUUGAAGGACCUCAACUCUACGAUCGGAAACAUUUAUGUCGCGACAGAUCGUACCGGCGCAUUGGCUGCAUCCGAAGGUCUCUGGAUUUUCCGUUGGACUCUGCGAUACAGUAAUUGCUCCGGACCUACUGACGACGUCACCUACUCGUACAACUCGUCAACCCAAGGUCUAUCAUUUGCGACCAGCAUAUCAGCACCGCGGCCGCUGGUGGAGUCAGUUCUCUCUGACCAAACAUGCCACAAUUCAGAUUACUUGGCAUUGAACGUGACCGCUGUUCAAGACGUGUAUCCCGUGGCCUACGACGGCCAGCCUUCUUGUGCCGUGCUGGGAUCAAGUCCGACCAAUGUGGUUCCUUGUGCUAUCAGCAUUAACCCUGCAUUGAUUUCAAGCGCUUCAGCAGCAGUCUCAUACUCGGCGUGCAAGGCCACUGCUGCGUCCUGCGCGCUUCCCUCACCAACUUCUGGCGCACUCAGCAUGGCUUUCACUAACAAAGGCUUGAUCUGGGUAGGCCUGACUGUGCUGUUGCUAUUAUCAUAAGCGCAAAUGGACGGCUAUACCCCCGCUCGCCGUGGCCUUGAAAAAGACGCUAUAUCGAUCUGUUUGAGCACUCGAAUGGCGCUCAGAUCAUGAGGGCUUGCGUAGACUGCUCAUGACACGUACAAUAUAUCCUCACAGAAUGAAACGACAGAAUCAUAUGAUAGUUUUCUGGCGGGCGUUUCUUCUGCUUGUUUUUGAAUCAGGUGAAAGCCUCUGUCACGUUACUCUGACCUCGUUGCUCAACAUUUUUCUGGGUCACCGCUCAUCCAUGAUUCAGAGCCAAGUCUAGAUUGCCGAACUGGGUCGAUCGCAUCGCGGCGAAGAAAGCUCGCAAAGCAAAUAUGGUCAUAAGGUGUCAUCGUCGAGCAGCCAUCUUUCAGGUC
Molecule: messenger RNA, 1272 nt
Organism: Dissoconium aciculare CBS 342.82
Lineage: Eukaryota; Fungi; Ascomycota; Dothideomycetes; Mycosphaerellales; Dissoconiaceae
Exons: 2
Coding region: 101-889 (262 amino acids)
Source: RefSeq, a predicted model, not a curated record